AUGAGGCAAUCUCUUCUCGUGGCCAUCGUCGCCGCGGCCUUCUGUUUCGCCUUCGUCGCCGCUGACUGCAAUGUGAGCGUCAAGCAGACCCUGGGCAGCGCCUGGAAGCAGAACGGCCAGGACAUGUCGCAGUGGAACGCCCAGAUCACGGCCGGUUCGGAGAACGUCAAGUCCGUGGUGCUCAGCAUCACCGGCGCCAAGAUCACCCAGCUGUGGGAGCUCACCCUCGACGAGGCCACUGGCCUUUACUCCCUCCCCGCCUACCGCCUCCAGAGCGGUGGCCUCAGCGCCGGCCAGACCCACCAGUUCGGCUACAUCUGGGAGUCGGCCGCCCAGGCCACCAUCACCGUCUCCUCCAUCAACUGCGGCGCCGCCCCCUCGGCCUCGGCUUCUCCCGCCGCCCCGUCGGCUUCCGCCUCGCCCGCCGCGCCGUCGCCCUCUUCGUCGGCGGCCCCCACCAUCGUCGCCACCCCUCCGCCCACGUCUGAGGGCUGCAGCCUGACCGUGACCCAGACCAAGCGCUCGGCGGCCGAGGGCGGCAGCUGGACCACGGGCGACUUCGGCUUCCAGAUCUACGAUCUCGCCCUGGCCAACAACGGCCAGCGCCCGGCCAACGGUGCCCGCAUCAACGUCGCCCUGGUGAGCGGCGCCCAGCAGCAGAUCUACCAGUUCUGGAACGUCGAGCGCGCGUCGGCCGACUCGACCGUCUUCAACGUGCCCACCCCGUGGGGCUCGAUCCAGGUCGGUGCCUCGCAGGGCGCCGGCUACAUCCUCCGCUACCCGCUCUCGGCCGCCGCCCAGCAGGCAGCCCCGACCACCACCCUGCUGUCUGUCACCUGCGACGGCUCGCCCAACGGCAGCCCCGCCGCUUCGCCCUCGGCCUCGCCCGCCGCCCCGUCGCCCUCGGCGCCCGUCGUGUCGACCCCCCAGCCCAGCCCCGCCAACGGUUGCAGUGCGACCGUCUCCAUCGCUGCUCGCUCGGCCGCCAACAGCGGCUCGUGGACCGCCAACGGCGCCAACUUCCAGAUCUUCGACCUGGUGAUCUCCAACACCGGCUCGAAGGCCCUUACCGACGCCCAGCUCACCUUCGCCCUGCCCGACGGCACCACUGUGUUCCAGUGGUGGGAGCUGAUGAGCAUCGCCAACCAGGCCAGCGUGUUCGACGUGUCGUUCAACUACGGCCCGCUCCAGGUCGGAGCCACCCAGGGCGCCGGCAUCGUCGGCAAGUCGGCCUCGGCCUCGCAGGCCACCCCGACCGUCACCAUCGGCUCGCUCACCUGCGCCUAA
This is a messenger RNA of Acanthamoeba castellanii str. Neff, 1287 nucleotides long. RefSeq names its product carbohydrate binding domain cbm49 protein. The transcript has 2 exons. Gene Ontology annotation, molecular function: hydrolase activity, hydrolyzing O-glycosyl compounds; extracellular matrix structural constituent; polysaccharide binding. Gene Ontology annotation, cellular component: extracellular matrix. Lineage: Eukaryota; Discosea; Longamoebia; Acanthamoebidae. The coding region runs from base 1 to 1287 and encodes 428 amino acids. Gene Ontology annotation, biological process: extracellular matrix organization; carbohydrate metabolic process. The record is from RefSeq and is a predicted model, not a curated record.